AUGGAAACUAGAUCAAAUUCGCUCAUUGUACCCCCGCCCCCCGUUGAUACGGACGCCAAGCAGAAGGACAAAGUUAUCAUCGAAGGCAGCAACGUCAACGUGAACUUCAACCUGGUGGACUCAGAUCGGCGUCCACUCCAAACUUUAACUCUUAAAGGAACGGAGGUUGCUAAGGUGAAGCGUCAGCUGCGAGAGGCAACCGGAUAUACUCAAAUGGAGUUUCGUUACAACGACAAGUAA
Gregarina niphandrodes is the source of this 240-nucleotide messenger RNA. RefSeq lists its product as hypothetical. The record is from RefSeq and is a predicted model, not a curated record. Bases 1 to 240 code for a protein of 79 amino acids. NCBI's taxonomy places the organism in Eukaryota, Apicomplexa, Conoidasida, Eugregarinorida, Gregarinidae. The transcript is spliced from 2 exons.